Stegastes partitus (bicolor damselfish) is the source of this 1165-nucleotide messenger RNA. It is a transcript of the gene tcf23, whose product is annotated as transcription factor 23. Gene Ontology annotation, molecular function: RNA polymerase II transcription regulatory region sequence-specific DNA binding; protein dimerization activity; DNA-binding transcription factor activity, RNA polymerase II-specific. NCBI's taxonomy places the organism in Eukaryota, Metazoa, Chordata, Actinopteri, Pomacentridae. The transcript has 4 exons. Gene Ontology annotation, biological process: regulation of transcription by RNA polymerase II; developmental process. The record is from RefSeq and is a predicted model, not a curated record. The coding region runs from base 1 to 618 and encodes 205 amino acids.
AUGGAGGCGAAUCCUCUGGAAGGUCUCAUGUCAGUUGCAGGGAACCACCAGCUCAUGUCCGGCUCUGCUGCAGAGCCGCGGAACAAGCAGCCUCCCGCAGCCAACAGCCCAGCAUCCCUGCUCGAGCUCAGGCAGAGCGUACGGAGCGGCCGGGAGCCCAGGAAGUGGCAGGUGCAGUCCGUGUACGGGUCCAGGCCAAACUCUGGUUCUGGUUGCGGGUCUGUGGUCCAGAGCAGGGCGCUGAGGAGCCAGCACUCCCCAGAAAACGCAGCUCGAGAGAGGAGUCGCGUACGAAACCUGCGGCAGGCGUUCCACAGUCUGCAGGCAGCUCUACCCUCAGUUCCACCAGACACGAAGCUCUCCAAGCUGGAUGUUCUGGUUCUGGCCACUAACUACAUCGCCUACCUGACAGAGACUCUGGACCAGGGAGGGACUCUAGCCGAGCACAGUCUUCCCUCCAGGCCGGGCGGAUACCUGCAUCCUGUCAAGAAGUGGCCGAUGCGCUCGCUGCUGUACUGCGGCAGCGUGGGAGAGCUGCUGUCGGCCAAUCAGACGCCUCCACCUGGUCGGGACGGGACACGCCCUCUGACCUCUGCCUUAGAGGCAGAUAAAGAGUGAUAGCAGGACUUUCACCCAGUUUCUUAUCUACAGCAUUAAGCAGCCAUGUGGCCACUAUUGACGGCAGCAAGCGCAUCAAUGCAAAGUGUGAGUUUCAGUGAGAUGCUGAUCAGUUAUUUUCUAAGCACCUGCUGAAUUGCUGCAGAUGUUUUAUCAAAGCAGAAAAGUGCUUUAAGUCUCUUAAAAGUUGAAGGAAGACAAAAAAAAAAGUAUCACUGUGAAUGGAGAUUUGAAAAACAUAAAUGGUUUUUAAUUGUAUUAAAUCUUCAUAUGUUGAUCCGAGUUUAAAUCAACCUGCAGCUGCAACAGUUUUGUCCAUUUUUAAUUCUGGCUCUUUGUCCAGAAACUGGUUGUAUGUCUUGAUUAAACUCAAUCAUUUUUAUAGGAUUUGUGCAAAAAUCUGGAAGAAAAAAACCCCAAACAUUUGCAUUUAAGUUUAACACUCAAAGCACAGAUUUACCCUUCAUGAAAAUGUUCCAUCAUUAUCUAAGCAUUGGACAGCAGACUGUCAGGAAUGGAUUUAAUUAAUGGAAAUAUCUGCUUCACU